Molecule: messenger RNA, 1356 nt
Organism: Daktulosphaira vitifoliae (grape phylloxera)
Lineage: Eukaryota; Metazoa; Arthropoda; Insecta; Hemiptera; Phylloxeridae
Gene: Mppe
Exons: 6
Coding region: 139-1248 (369 amino acids)
Biological process (GO): GPI anchor biosynthetic process
Cellular component (GO): endoplasmic reticulum
Molecular function (GO): hydrolase activity
Source: RefSeq, a predicted model, not a curated record
AAGAUUAUCUUCGUAUUAAUUAAUUAUAAUAUAAUUAAAGUAUUUACAAGUACAAUAAAUGAUACUGAUUGUUAAUUAUUAUAAAAAUGAUACAACAAAUAUCGAAUUAUUAAAUCAUGUAAAAAAAAAAUUAGUAAUAUGUGCCAUUUUAUAUACUUGACGAGAUUAAAGACAAUCUCCGCAGUAUUAUUACAUAAAUUUAAUGAGUAUGUAUAUUAUUUGUUGACAAUUUUGACGGUUAUUACAAUAUUAUACAACGAAUGGAUUAUAUAUUCGUUGUAUGCAUCAAAUUGGCCUAAAUUUUUUUGUGGGAAUAAAAAUUAUUGUACAACUGUCAUGUUAGUUGCUGAUCCACAAAUAUUAGGCAAUGAAAAUGAAAACAUUUUAGCGCGCUGGGAUAAUGAUAGAUAUCUAUUUAACACUUAUGGUCGAGCAUUUCAACAUACUAAACCUGAUAAUAUUGUAUUUCUGGGAGAUUUGAUGGAUGAAGGAUCCUUAGCAGAUCAACAAAGUUUUGAAAAAUACCUGCUUAGAUUUUGUAAGAUCUUCUUCUUGAAAAAUACCAUUCCACUUGCAUCUCAAAAUGUAAUUUUUAUUCCUGGUGAUAAUGACAUAGGAGGUGAAAGAGAAAUAGUUAUUAGAGAAAAAGUUGAUAGAUUUCAUACAUAUUUUGGGUCUCCUGAAGUUAUAGAAAAGAAUAAUGUUCAAUUUAUUGUAGUUAAUAAUAUAAUUGAAACAAUGCCUAUAAAUAAGAUGUAUUUUAAAAAUAAUACAAAAGCAAUGAAAUUAAUAUUUUCUCAUGUACCAUUAACAACCAAAUGGACUAAGUUUACAGAUAAAGUUUUACAAGAGUUUAAAAAUGAAUUCAUCUUUUCAGCUCAUGACCAUUCAUCAUUCAAUAUUAUAAGUAACACAAGCUCAAAAGAACGUUUAUUUGUGCAGAGAUUAAACCAUAGUAGUUUUAAUAAUAUGUCUCAAGCUCAAUGGAGAUUUGGUCAACUUCCGAAAAAUGUUGUCAAUGAAAUUAUUGUACCCUCAUGCUCUUAUAGAAUGGGUACAGAAAACAUUGGUUAUGGAGUACUAACAAUCGAUACCUUCAGACAUUCAGUUACCUACUCUAUUUUGUGGCUUCCGUCUAGAUUUAUUAGUUUUUAUUUAUACUUAUAUGCAAUAGUAAUAUGUAUUUGUUUGUAUAUAUUUCAUUUAUACACUAGAGAUGUUAAAUUUCCUAUGUACAGAGUUUUAUAAUAAAAUGAAUUGUAAAAAUAAAAAAAUUAUGUAAUAAGAUAAGAAAUAAUAUUCAUUAUUUUUUAAAAAGCUCAAAUGUAUCAAUAAAGAAUAUAUGUUUAAUGAUUA